CUACCACAUUAAUUGCUCUUCUUGAUUUCACUCUUUCUUCUACUUCUACCCCACAUAUGAUCCUUCCCUUACACAUACAAAAUCUCUUCCCAGGUCCAUAUGUUCCUACACAUUUCCUUCCCAAUUCUGUUAAAAUGACAGUUACACAAGCUACCCUUUUCACUAUUUUCCUCAUUAGUUCAUCUACUUAAUAACAAUAUCAUUAAACACUAUUCCAAAACAUAAAUGAACAGGAACAAAAAAAGAUAUUCUUAUUUCUUACCUCCCUAUAUAUAAGCCUUUCAUAACAUACCAAUACCAUACAUAUAUGCCAACACAAAAACUCUUUUUGUACACUUCUUUCUCCUUCUAGUAUACUCGAACAUAUUGAAAAUUCCUUGAGCAUGUCACUAUCCUGCUCGAAAACAUUUUUGAAUCGUUUUUGUAUAGACGAAGUAAAUAUUGAAAGUAGUAGUUAUGGUAGCGUUUUCUCUAGUGAUAUCUUACCGUCUCUUGGAGCUCGAAUCAACCACGUUGUUAAACUUAAGAAAUAUACCAUCUCACCUUAUAAUUCUCACUACAGAACGUGGGAGAUGCUUCUUGUUAUCUUGGUUGUGUACUCGGCUUGGAUUUGCCCAUUUCAGUUCGCGUUCCUUACUUACAAACAAGAUGCACUCUUCGUAAUUGAUCACAUUGUCGAUGGAUUUUUUGCAAUUGAUAUAGUCCUUACCUUUUUUGUCGCGUAUCUUGAUACCCGAUCUUACCUGUUAAUCGAUGAUCAUAAAAAGAUUGCAAUCAGGUACCUGUCGACCUGGUUUCUUUUUGAUGUCUGUUCGACUGCACCACUUCAAUCGUUUAGCCUCCUCUUUACUGACCACAAUGGUGCACUCGGGUUUAAAGCUCUUAACAUGCUUAGGCUUUGGAGACUGCGAAGAGUCAGUUCCCUUUUCGCUAGGCUUGAGAAAGACAUAAGGUUCAAUUAUUUUUGGACCCGGUGUACAAAACUUGUCUCUGUAACUCUAUUUGCUGUUCAUUGUGCUGGAUGCUUCAAUUACCUGAUAGCAGACAGAUACCCUGAUCCAACCAAGACUUGGAUUGGUGCAGUAAAUCCUAAUUUUAAGUCACAAAGCAUAUGGAAAAGAUACAUUACCUCCAUAUACUGGUCUAUUGUCACCUUAACAACCACAGGAUAUGGAGAUUUACAUGCUGAAAACACACUCGAGAUGAUAUUCGACAUCUUCUAUAUGUUAUUCAAUCUCGGCCUUACAUCUUACCUCAUCGGGAACAUGACAAAUCUUGUCGUUCAAGGGACUAGUCGCACUAGAAAUUUCAGAGAUACAGUCAGGGCGUGCACAGAAUUCGCAACACGCAAUCAGCUUCCACCGAGAAUACAAGACCAAAUGCUGUCACAUAUAUGUCUAAAGUUCAAAACCGAAAGUUUGAAGCAGCACGACACACUAAGCGAUCUGCCUAAAGCGCUCCGAUCUAGCAUUUCGCAAUAUCUAUUCUUUCCUAUAGUCCAGAAAGUCCAACUCUUUUUUGGGGUGUCUCAAAAUUUUCUUUUCCAAUUGGUUUCGGAAAUGGAUGCUGAAUAUUUCCCGCCUAGAGAAGAUGUCAUUAUACAAAAUGAGAUUCCGACAGACAUCUAUAUCCUUGUAUCGGGUGCAGUGGACAUCAUCCUGAAUAGUAUUGGGCGUGACAAGGUUGUCCAACAGAUGAUUGCAGGAGAUAUAUUCGGAGAGAUAGGAGUUUUAUAUGACAGGCCGCAGCCAUUCACAGUUCGUACUACUGAGCUCUCGCAGAUACUAAGGCUAAAUAGAGCUUCGCUCACAAACAUUAUGCAAGCAAACAAGGCAGACGGCCACAUUGUUAUGAGCAAUCUAUUUUUGAAACUUAAAUCUCUAGAGAGCCAAGGUGUUUUAGAGCAGCAAAAAGUAGGCGAACAUCUUUAUGGCGAAUGGUUUGAUGGGUCACAAAAGUGUAAGAUGUGCUUUAAGAAUGGAUGUGAUGCUGAAUUGUGUGAAGGUUCCAUGACAAAUAAAGCAUGGAAGGCUGCAUACAAGGUUGGAACCCAAGUUUGUCGUGAUUCACCUUCAGGGACGAUGGACAUUCAAUCUGUGAUCCAUGAUGAGGACUUGGGUGCAGUUAAAAUUCAGCUAGAUGAAGGUCCGAACAUGACUUGGGUGCCACUAGCUCACUCGAAUCAGCACGAAAAAAGAAACAUGUACAACAAACUAACAUACGAUAGAAAUAGAGUGUCGGUUGAUAGGAUUAGUAUAGAAGUUGAUGAAAUCCAAUACCCAGGACACAAUAACAUACAUGGGUCUAGAGAAAGCCACUACUGGGACCAAGUAGAAACCGAGAAGUCCAGAUCAAGCAAUCAUAUAGAACAGUCUGGAUCAACGAUUUUAAGAUCUAAAAAUAAGAGUAGAGUAAUCAUUCAUAUGCAGUCACAAAGUGAGUGCAUGGAGAAGCAGUUCGGCAAACUGCUUCUCCUACCUGAUAGUCUCGAAGAACUACUCAUUAUUGCAGGUCAAAAGCUAGGAGGGCACUUCACGAAGAUACUCAAUACAGAGAAUGCAGAAGUAGAAGAUAUUGGAGUCAUAAGAGAUGGAGAUCAUCUAUUUUUCAUGUAAUAAGAAUGUGUGGGACUAAAAGAGUGCAAAUUUGCAAAUAAAAGCCGCUCUUCCUACCUUUCCUUAACAAUUUUUAAACUAGAGAUUAAGUGUAUCAUAGGAGAAUUAGGAAAUUCUGACACUGAGCUUGAAAAAUAAUCAAGCUUCUUAACUAACAAAAUUAAAGGGAAAAACCAGAUUUCGAACAGUUUAGUUUCGAGUGUGAGGAAAAAUGGUUAAUCUAUUGUACAAGUUUAUGACUUAAUGCAAAGUUCGAUUAGUUACUCA
Messenger RNA from Amaranthus tricolor (Joseph's coat), 2882 nucleotides. RefSeq names its product potassium channel KAT3-like. Gene Ontology annotation, biological process: potassium ion transport; transmembrane transport. Bases 384 to 2615 code for a protein of 743 amino acids. The transcript has 11 exons. The record is from RefSeq and is a predicted model, not a curated record. NCBI's taxonomy places the organism in Eukaryota, Viridiplantae, Streptophyta, Magnoliopsida, Caryophyllales, Amaranthaceae. Gene Ontology annotation, molecular function: voltage-gated potassium channel activity. Gene Ontology annotation, cellular component: membrane.